GGCCACUGUGUCUCUAUGCAGGCAGAUGGAGGUGGACAGAAGGAGGGUGGAGAGCCAGUGUCCAGCGGUCCAACAAGCAUCUAUGUCCCGAAUGUCCUUAUUAGUCCACGUGGGACUGCAAACCUGCAGCAUGGUCCCUCAGCUAUCAGUCUGCGGCUAAAGUUAGAUUGGCCUGUGAAGGGGUAUAUAAACCCCCGGGGAUAUACGUAUAACGCGGCUUCACACUGUCUUCUCUUUCUUGAUCAUCCAAACCUCCACUCAUACCGUCUCAAGAUGGCACCAAAGAAGGCCAAGAGGAGGCAGGCAGCAGGAGACGGAGGCUCCUCCAAUGUGUUCUCCAUGUUUGAGCAGAGCCAGAUUCAGGAGUACAAGGAGGCCUUCACAAUCAUUGACCAGAACAGAGACGGUAUCAUCAGCAAAGAUGACCUGAGGGACGUGCUGGCCUCAAUGGGCCAGUUGAAUGUGAAGAAUGAGGAGCUGGAGGCCAUGAUCAAGGAGGCCAGCGGCCCCAUCAACUUCACCGUCUUCCUCACCAUGUUCGGAGAGAAGCUGAAGGGUGCUGAUCCCGAGGACGUUAUUCUUAGUUCCUUCAAGGUCCUGGACCCCGAGGGUACUGGAUCCAUCAAGAAGGAAUUCCUCGAGGAGCUCCUGACCACUCAGUGCGACAGGUUCACCCCAGAGGAGAUUAAGAACAUGUGGGCCGCCUUCCCCCCAGAUGUUGCCGGCAACGUAGACUACAAGAACAUCUGCUACGUCAUCACACACGGAGAGGAGAAGGAGGAGUAAAGAGAAAGCACGAAGACAAGAAAGACAGAAAUCCCUUUGCUAUUCUGCCUUCCCUGCCCUUUUCUUUCCUCCUCUUCCUCCCUGCUCACGUUCUGUGUUAACCCAUGUGCUCAGCCGCUCAAUCUCAAACCAAAGACUUGUCACAAUGACACAGGAGACGGCCGAUGUCCAUGGGAUGUCUAUGUUUGCUUAUGGGGAAUAGGGAUGAUUUCCAAUAAAAUUAUCCUGUAACAUCA
Seriola aureovittata is the source of this 1022-nucleotide messenger RNA. It is a transcript of the gene mylpfa, whose product is annotated as myosin light chain, phosphorylatable, fast skeletal muscle a. Gene Ontology annotation, cellular component: cytoplasm. The record is from RefSeq and is a predicted model, not a curated record. The transcript has 8 exons. Gene Ontology annotation, molecular function: calcium ion binding. Gene Ontology annotation, biological process: skeletal muscle tissue development. The coding region runs from base 16 to 786 and encodes 256 amino acids. Lineage: Eukaryota; Metazoa; Chordata; Actinopteri; Carangiformes; Carangidae.